This is a messenger RNA of Lethenteron reissneri (Far Eastern brook lamprey), 1994 nucleotides long. Its product is annotated as histidine decarboxylase-like. The record is from RefSeq and is a predicted model, not a curated record. NCBI's taxonomy places the organism in Eukaryota, Metazoa, Chordata, Hyperoartia, Petromyzontiformes, Petromyzontidae. Gene Ontology annotation, cellular component: cytoplasm. Gene Ontology annotation, biological process: histamine biosynthetic process; L-histidine catabolic process. Gene Ontology annotation, molecular function: pyridoxal phosphate binding; histidine decarboxylase activity.
GCCAAUAGGCGCGGGUGGCUGCGCGUUGAGAUCGCGUAAAUACAUUCAGUAAAUAUUUAUGCGAUCUAAUUCAAAAAACUUAUAUUAUAGCUCACCACUGAUAAACAACCAGCCCAACAGCUCACCAAGCGUAUCACGACCUGCCAGCAGCACAAUGGACAAUGAUGAAUACCGAAAUCGAGGUAAGGAGAUGGUGGACUACAUCGCUAUGUAUCUGCGUGAGCUACGUAAGCGGCCCGUGAACCCCUCCGUGCGGCCCGGCUACCUGCGUCCCCUGCUGCCCCCUGGCCCCCCGCAGCAAGGAGAGCCCUGGGAGAGAAUUUUUGAGGACGUGGAGCGGCUCAUCAUGCCUGGAGUCGUACACUGGCAGAGCCCGCACAUGCACGGGUACUACCCGGGGCUCAACUCGUACCCGUCACUCCUGGGUGACAUGCUGGCGACUGGGAUGAACGGCGUUGGGUUUACAUGGGCGUCGAACCCGGCUAGCACGGAGCUGGAGAUGGUGGUGACGGACUGGCUGGCGACCAUGCUGUCCCUGCCCGACACCUUCCGGCACGACCACCCAGGCGGACGCGGUGGCGGAGUCAUGCAGACCACGGUGAGCGAAUCCAACUUGCUGGCGUUGCUGGCGGCACGGACGCGCGCUCUCGCCCGCCUGCGCGGGGAUGCGCGCGUAGACGUGGGACAGGACGCGCUCCUCAACGCGCGCCUCGUAGCAUACACCUCCGACCAGGCUCACUCGUCGGUGCUGAAGGCGAGCCUCGUGUCUCUGGUGAGGCUGCGUUCGCUGCCCACGGACUUGGAGUUCUCGCUACGCGGGGAGACGCUCCGACGCGCCGUGGAGGAGGACCAAGCACAGGGCCUCGUCCCGUUCUUCGUGUGUGCGACCCUUGGAUCGACGGGCGUGUGCGCCUUUGACAACUUGUUCGAGUUGGGCCCUGUCUGCCGCCAGGAGGGGCUGUGGCUGCACGUGGACGCGGCGUAUGCGGGCACUGCCUUCCUGUGCCCCGAGCUGCGCGACCCCCUGCACGGGAUCGAAAUAGCCGACUCGUUCGUGGUCAACCUGGGCAAGUGGAUGAUGGUCAACCUGGACUGCGCCGUCUUCUGGGUGGCGGACAAGCGGAGUCUGCAAAGCACGUUCUGCGUGGAGCCACACUACUUACAGCAUGAGCACUCUGGUUCGGUCACCGACUUCAUGCACUGGCAGAUCCCGCUGACUGUGCGUUUCCGCUCGCUCAAGCUGUGGUUUGUUAUUCGCUCGUUCGGGCUGGACGGCCUGCAGGAGCACGUGCGCAGGGGCGUUGAGCUUGCCAGGUAUUUUGAAAGACUCGUCAUAGAUGACCCCCGGUUUGAGAUUCCAGUGAAGAGAAACCUUGGACUUGUCGUGUUUCGCCUCCAGGGCCCUAACGAGAUGACGGAGAAACUACUCAAGAAGCUCAACGCAUCGGGGCAGCUAUUUGUGGUGUCAGCCAUGGCUGGAGACAAGUUCGUCAUCCGCUUCACCAUCACGUCCCAGUUCACCACAGAGGCGGACCUGCUACAGGAUUGGAGCCUCGUGUCACAGGCCGUCUCGGGCCUCCUGCAUGGCUCGGUGGAGAAUGGUGAUGAAAGCGCUGAGGAGCUGAAUGGCUCACAGGGCUAUACCUAAUAAAUGAACUUGAACUUGAAACUUGAAAUCUACUCGGAUAGUGCUGCAACGUAGCGCAUAGUGAGGCCGAGACAAAGUACAUAUAUAAAUACAUCUUCAAGGAAUUUGAUUGUGCCAACAUUGCUCUUACUUCGAAUGGACAGCCGGAACUGCGCUACGAUGAAAUCACCAUUUUCAUCGAUUUCCGGUACGUGAGCGCUCCAGAUGCAAUAUGGCGGCUCCUCGACUCGAAGAUGAACGAUCGCUCGCACACGGUGAUGAGACUGCCAGUCCAUCUUCCCAACCAACAGACGAUAAUGUUUCAAGCUGGACACAAAGAGGAAGCUCUGCUAGCAGCACAGACCAG